Gryllus bimaculatus (two-spotted cricket) is the source of this 247-nucleotide messenger RNA. NCBI's taxonomy places the organism in Eukaryota, Metazoa, Arthropoda, Insecta, Orthoptera, Gryllidae. The record is from the annotation of a GenBank genome assembly.
CUGCACUAGUCUCUGCGUCAGCUGACAUGCAAAGUUCAUCCAGAUGGCCAUCGGCGGAGAUCGGCCUCCAAUCGCGAGGAAAGUACAAGAUCCAGGAAGGAAAUUUAGAAACCGUGGCAGUCGCUAUAAUUUGUCCUGCAGGAUUCCUGUCAAUGUUGACGCAGAUGGCUACUUGCGCAAUUGCCCGGAGGAGCGCCUCCGAAAGGUAUUGGACAUGAUACUUUGGAAAGAAACUGUGAACGCGUAG